Molecule: messenger RNA, 1163 nt
Organism: Oreochromis niloticus (Nile tilapia)
Lineage: Eukaryota; Metazoa; Chordata; Actinopteri; Cichliformes; Cichlidae
Product: major histocompatibility complex class I-related gene protein-like
Exons: 6
Coding region: 99-1067 (322 amino acids)
Biological process (GO): immune response
Cellular component (GO): external side of plasma membrane
Source: RefSeq, a predicted model, not a curated record
GGAACACUGGUUAGUCACUGUCGGUGGACGACGACUUGUUGAUUCACAUUUCUGUAAAUAAAAGGAAUAUUAGUUAUGACCUUAAAGAUAGAGAAACGAUGAAGCUGUGUUUGCUGCUUAUCUUCUGUCGUAGUUUAUUUGCAGUGAAACAUUCACUGAAGUAUUUUGUCACUGGAUCAUCUGGAGUCCCAAACAUCCCAGAGUUUAUGGGUGUAGUGGUGUUUAACGGCAUCCAGGCGGGUUACUGUGACAGCAACAACAUGACAUUAAAACCAAAACAGGACUGGGCGAAGAAAAUAUUACAAACCAGUCCUCAGCACAAGGAGUGGUACAAUCACAUGUGUUUCAAGGAACAGCCAAACUUCUUCAAAAACAUGAUUUCUAAUUUGAAGCAAUUCACCAAAAGUGAAGGUGUCCAUGUUGUACAGAGGAUAGGCGGCUGUGAACAUGAUGAAAACACUGGUGAGGUGACUGGCUUAGUACACUUUGGUUAUAACGGAGAAGACUUUCUUGAAUUCAAUCUGGAGACACUGACAUGGAUCGCACUGAAACCAGAGGCUGACAUUAUUAAACAGGAAUGGGAUGCUGACAGAGUUCGAACUAAACACAAUGAAAACUUCCUCACUCAGAUUUGUCCAGAGUGGCUGAAGAUGUAUGUGGACAGUGCAAAAAGCCCCUUACAGAAAUCAGUUCUUCCCUCAGUGUCUCUCCUCCAGAAGACUCCCUCCUCUCCAGUCAGCUGCCAGGCUACAGGUUUUUAUCCUGACAGAGGUCUGAUGUUCUGGAGGAAAGAUGGAGAGGAGCUUCAUGAGGGUGUGGAUCCUGGAGAGAUCCUCCCCAACAAUGAUGAGACCUUCCAGAUGAGUGUUGAUCUGAAUGUUUCAUCCGUCACACCUGAAGACUGGAGAAGAUACGAGUGUGUGUUUCAGCUCUCUGAUGAGAACAGUUCUUCCCUCAGUGUCUCUCCUCCAGAAGUCUUCGUCCUCUCCAGUCAGCUGCCACGCUACAGGUUUCUACCCUCAAAGAGCCGUGAUGUUCUGGAGGAAAGAUGGAGAGGAGAUUCAUGAUGGUGUGGAUCCUGGAGAGAUCCUUCCCAACAAUGAUGAGACCUUCCAGAUGAGUGUUGAUCUGAAUGUUUCAUCAGUCAGACCUGAAGACUGGAG